UCUCCUGAAGUUAGUUGCAUAUGCUUGCUCGGAAUUCAUAAUUGUCAUUGCCCAGAGCAUAAAGCCCUUUUCAAAAAUAACGUCAGUACCGAUUCGGAAUGAUGGGCGUUGGUCAUUCGAUCAUUCGUGACCGUUAUAUAUAAGCCUCAGGCCACCUUAAAUGUCUGUAUAGACUCUAUUCGUGAUUUACAGAGUGAUCCCGCUCCCUUAGGAGGAUGAACGUCAUGAUACCCGAGAUACCCCAAGAAAUCAUAUGCGCUGUUAUCGAGAGUUUGGAAUAUCCCAAGGACAUCGAUACCUGGAAGUCAUGUUCUCUUGUCUGCCGUACAUGGCGUCCCGUUGCUCAGCAAUGCAUUCACCGGCAGUAUACCUAUCGCUCCGAAAAGAGUUUUGGAUCGUGUCUUUUAGGCGCAUCUGAGCCCCCUACCUUCGCAUCCAUGAUCCCUUACCCCAAUAUCCUCCGCUACAUCCGAUCUUUCAGAAUUCUUGGAACGUCCUAUAGAUGUCUCUCGUCUCCACCGCUCCUUCAAAAAAUCAUCAGCCACCUUGCGCGAGUAGCGAAUGUUGACAUAGGAUCAUUGAGCAUGGACGACCUGCCCCCAUCCUACGGUGGCAUCCCCGAGCUUUUCCAUCUUCCGACGAUCUCCUCCGUCCACCUCGCUGAUUCAGUGCUGAGGCCUGUGGAUGCGGAGGCACUGUUCGAGAACUCGUCGUCGUUGAAGUAUCUUAAGCUCACACGUACUGAGUUCUGGGAGAGCGAUUUCCCAGAGCGACAGAGAUCACAAUCUCCGUCGCAUCUCCGGAGUUUGGAUAUUCAAUUGAGUAGCAAGUCCCUUGGUGCAUUCCAGAGUUGGGUCUUGCAUUCAGGUAGCAGCGUUUCCUUGGCUCGGCUGAAGGUGUUGCGGCUUCGUGAUGCAACGGGGCCGCGUAUCAAAGAAUUGGGUCCGCUCUUUGAUGCUGUCAUGUCCUCUCUUGAGCGUCUGGAGUACGAGCAAACGGCAAAAGGGAGUGUCAACUCAUUUGGUAAUGCAGAUGGUCAAUGGGAUGAGUUCCCUGACAGCAUAGAGAAUCUGAACCUCCGAUCCUUACUGGUAUCGGGCUACUUUUCUUCUGACAGUACUGCACAGAAAAUCUUAAGCUUCGUCAAUGUCGCCACCAGGCGGUCGGCACGUCUGGAUUUCGUGGAACUUGAUUUCAUUGUCCUUCACGCAGAUUAUAGUGAUGCAUACAGUUGGUUGGGUAUCGAACAAGUACAGGGUGAAGUCAGGACAGUCGGUAAAGAAGUGUCGAUAGAACUGUUCAUGGUUACGGAGGGUUCCGAGUCCUGCAUAUGGGUGUCGAAGGAGGAUAAAAGGUUCUCGAGGAGCACAAAAGCCCUCUUAAAGCUCAGGCUUCUAUGACAUAGUGUUCUUUACAAUUUUUGUCUUUGAUUUUCGUGCAUAAGAGAAGAUCUGAAUCUUAUCGGAUAAAAUGGUCCGGAUCGCGAUUUUUUUUUUGACAUUUACCUCAAAUUUAUAUU
Molecule: messenger RNA, 1519 nt
Organism: Guyanagaster necrorhizus
Lineage: Eukaryota; Fungi; Basidiomycota; Agaricomycetes; Agaricales; Physalacriaceae
Exons: 3
Coding region: 216-1400 (394 amino acids)
Source: RefSeq, a predicted model, not a curated record